Molecule: messenger RNA, 1175 nt
Organism: Capsella rubella
Lineage: Eukaryota; Viridiplantae; Streptophyta; Magnoliopsida; Brassicales; Brassicaceae
Product: peroxidase 44
Exons: 2
Coding region: 38-976 (312 amino acids)
Biological process (GO): hydrogen peroxide catabolic process; response to oxidative stress
Cellular component (GO): plant-type cell wall; plasmodesma
Molecular function (GO): heme binding; peroxidase activity
Source: RefSeq, a predicted model, not a curated record
UUCACAGGAGAGGCAAGGAAGAGAUUCAUCACACGAAAUGAGGGCAAUAACAGCUUUGUUUUUCCUUUUCUGUUUCCUUGCUCCCUCUGCUUUGGCGCAGCUCCGACUUGGGUUCUACGGCCGCUCAUGCCCUCGAGCUGAAUCUAUCGUUGCUAAUGUUGUUGCCAACCGUUUCCGUCGUGACCGUUCCAUUACUGCAGCAUUGCUUCGUAUGCAGUUUCAUGAUUGCUUUGUUAGGGGUUGUGAUGCUUCCCUCUUGAUCGACCCAAGACCCGGAAGGCCAUCAGAGAAAAGCACUGGACCAAAUGCCAGUGUGAGAGGAUACGAGGUCAUUGAUGAAGCUAAGAGACAGCUAGAGGCUGCAUGUCCCCGAACUGUCUCAUGCGCAGACAUUGUAACUCUAGCCACCAGAGACUCUGUCGCCUUUGCUGGUGGUCCAAGGUUCUCAGUACCAACAGGAAGACGUGAUGGAUUAAGAUCAGUCCCCAGUGAUGUGAACUUGCCCGGGCCAACAAUUCCGGUUGGCGCAUCUAUCCAAUUGUUUGCAGCUCAAGGUAUGAACGCGAACGAUAUGGUUACGCUUAUUGGUGGUGGCCACAGCGUUGGUGUUACACAUUGCAGUCUCUUCCAAGAUAGGCUUAACGAUCCAGCAAUGGACCGCACAUUGAAUGCUAGGUUGAGGAACACAUGUCGUUCCCCUAAUGACCCAUCAGUGUUUUUGGACCAAAGGACUCCAUUUACCGUGGACAACGCAAUAUUUGGAGAGAUCCGAAGACAGAGAGGGAUCCUAAGAAUUGACCAAAACUUAGGUCUCGAUAGAUCGACCCGUGGGAUUGUGUCGAGUUUUGCAUCAAGCAAUGCACUCUUCAGACAGAGAUUUGCUCAGGCAAUGGUGAAAAUGGGCACCAUUAGGGUUCUCACGGGACGCUCUGGUGAGAUCAGGAGAAACUGCAGAGUCUUCAACAACGGACGUUGAUUCACAUUUUGUUUGUUAAACCAUUAUUCAUUUUAAUAUUUCGUUUGGUUUUUCUCCGUCAAAUAAAGUUUGCGUGUGCGUAAAAGUAUGUUUUGUAUUUUCCUUAAGAUUCAUCUGUAAGCUGUACUUUGCUAUUCUAUGUGAUCACUCAUGUCAUUCUUUUGUUUUUGGUCAAUCUCAUAUUAUUCUAUAGUGUGCA